Molecule: messenger RNA, 1503 nt
Organism: Schistocerca gregaria
Lineage: Eukaryota; Metazoa; Arthropoda; Insecta; Orthoptera; Acrididae
Product: polysialoglycoprotein-like
Exons: 2
Coding region: 1-1503 (500 amino acids)
Source: RefSeq, a predicted model, not a curated record
AUGGGGCAGUGCGUUCGGCCGGGCCCAUCAAGUGCAGUUGUGGGGUGGUGCGUUCGGCCGGGACCAUCAAGUGCAGUCAUGGUGCAGUGCGUUCGGCCGGGCCCAUCAAGUUCAGACGUGGUGCAGUCGGGAGGCAGUGCGUUCGGCCAGGCCCACCAAGUGCAGACGAGAGGCAGUGCAUUUGGACAGGGCCACCAAGUGCAGACGAGAGGCAGUGCGUUUGGACAGGCCCACCAAGUGCAGACGAGAGGCAGUGCGUUUGGACAGGCCCACCAAGUGCAGACUAGAGGCAGUGCGUUCGACCAGGCACAUCGACUGCAGACGAGAGGCAGUGCGUUCGACCAGGCCCAUCGAGUGGAGACGAGAGGCAGUGCGUUCGGCCAGGACCAUCGAGUGCAGACGAGAGGCAGUGCGUUCGGCCAGGACCAUCGAGUGCAGACGAGAGGCAGUGCGUUCGGCCAGGCCCAUCGAGUGCAGACGAGAGGCAGUGCGUUCGGCCAAUCCCAUCAAGUGCAGACGAGACGCAGCGCAUUCAGCAAGGCCCAUCAGGUGCAGAUGAGAGGCAGCGCGUUCGGUCAGCCCUAUCAAGUGCUGACGAGAGGCAGCGCGUUCGGCCAGCCCUAUCAAGUGCAUACGAGAUGCAGUGCGUUCGGCCAGGACCAUCAAGUGCAGAGGAGAGGCAGUGCGUUUGGCCAGGCCCAUCAAGUGCAGACGAGAGGUAGUGCGUUCGGCCAGGCCCAUCAAUUGCAUUCGAGAGGUUGUGCGUUCUUCCGUUCCCAUCAAGUGAAGACGAGAGGCAGUGUGUUCGGCCGGGCCCAUCAGGUGCAGUCAUGGGGCAGUGCGUUCGGCCGGGCGCAUCAAGUGCAGUCGUGUGGCAGUGCGUUCGGCCGGGCCCAUCAAAUACAGUCGUGGGGCAGUGCGUUCGAACGGGCACAUCAGGUACAGUCGUGGGGCAGUGCUGUCACUAAAGCCCAUCAAGGUGCAGUCGUGAGGCAGUGCGUUGUUCCAGGCCCACCAAGUGCAGACGAAAGGCAAUGCAUUGGGCCAGGCCCACCAAGUGCAGACGAGAGGCAGUGCUUUGGGCCAGGCCCACCAAGUGCAGACGAGAUUCAGUGCAAUCGGUCAGAACCACCAAGUGCAGACGAGAGGCAGUGCGUUCGGUCAGAACCACCAAGUGCAGACGAGAGGCAGUGCGUUCGGUCAGAACCACCAAGUGCAGACGAGAGGCAGUGCGUUCGGUCAGAACCACCAAGUGCAGACGAGAGGCAGUGCGUUCGGUCAGAACCACCAAGUGCAGACGAGAGGCAGUGCGUUCGGUCAGAACCACCAAGUGCAGACGAGAGGCAGUGCAUUCGGCCAAGCACAUCAAGUGCAGACGUGAGGCAGUGCGUUCGGCCAAGCACAUCGAGUGCAGACGAGAGGCAGUGCGUUCGGCCGGGCCCAUCGAGUGCAGACGAGAGGCAGUGCGUUCGGCCAGGCCCAUCGAGUGCAGACGUGAGGUAG